Molecule: messenger RNA, 1080 nt
Organism: Aspergillus terreus NIH2624
Lineage: Eukaryota; Fungi; Ascomycota; Eurotiomycetes; Eurotiales; Aspergillaceae
Product: alpha/beta hydrolase
Exons: 3
Coding region: 1-1080 (359 amino acids)
Source: RefSeq, a predicted model, not a curated record
AUGCAUGUCAAAACGGCUUUCUCUCUGAUCGCCGGCGCAAUUGCUGCCACUGCGCCGGCCUUGUGCGCCGAGGUGCCUGCCCAGCGUGAGUACAUCGUAGGCCAGCAUGUCUUUGCGAACCAGAUGUACGUCGAAAAGCUGACCCCUGCCGCCGGGGCGACCAAACCACAUCCGAUUGUCUUCAUUCAUGGACAGGCUCAAACAGGCACAAAUUGGCUCAACAAGCCCGAUGGAGGCGAAGGCUGGGCCUCGUACUUCCUCUCGCAAGGAUAUGCGUGCUACAUCAUCGACCAGACUUUCCGCGGCCGCAGUGCCUGGUUCCCGGGUAAUGGGACCCUGAGCACCUACAGCGCCGAGCUGUUGCAGCAGCGCUUCACCGCACCACAGCGAUACAACCUCUGGCCGCAGGCCUCCCUGCACACCCAAUGGAGCGGAACCGGCGUCAUGGGCGACCCCAUCUUCGACGCCUACUAUGCGUCGACCGUCGAGUUUCUCAGUUCCGGAACCUACCAGCAGUCGACCGUCCAGGCCGCCGGCGCCGCCCUGCUCGACCGCAUCGGAUCCCCCGCCAUCCUCCUCUCGCACUCCCAGGGCGGCCUCAUGCCCUGGCUCAUAGCCGAUGUGCGCCCGCACCUCGUCCACUCCAUCGUCUCGAUCGAACCCACUGGCCCGCCUUUCCAGGAGGCCGUGUUCAGCAACUCCUCUGCGCGCCCCUACGGGCUGACCGAUAUUCCGCUCACCUUCCAGCCCGCCGUGACCGACCCGGACACGGAUCUCGUCAAGCAGGUGAUUCCGUCGAAUUCGUCUCUGUACUCCGAUUGCGUGAUCCAGGCCGAUUCGCCCGCCCCGAGACAGCUCGUCAAUCUCGCCCAUGUGCCGGUCCUGGUCGUGACGACCGAGUCGUCGUACCAUGCGCCGUAUGACUGGUGCACCGUCCGGUUCUUGCAGCAGGCGGGCGUGCCGACGAAGCAUCUGAAGCUGGCCGAUAUUGGCAUCCACGGGAACGGGCAUAUGGUGUUCAUGGAGAAGAAUAGUUUGCAGGUUGCAGCUGUUCUGAAGAAGUGGAUAGAGCAGGCGUGA